Messenger RNA from Neoarius graeffei (lesser salmon catfish), 648 nucleotides. Its product is annotated as lithostathine-1-beta-like. The record is from RefSeq and is a predicted model, not a curated record. The transcript is spliced from 5 exons. Lineage: Eukaryota; Metazoa; Chordata; Actinopteri; Siluriformes; Ariidae. Bases 64 to 648 code for a protein of 194 amino acids.
UGGCAGUGAAGAAACGCAGAGCUACUGCAACAGUGGACUUUAUUAGACGACAGCUAAUAAUCCAUGAUGAAGGCAUAUCUCUUUCUCCUAUGUUUCAUAGGUGUUGUUCCAUCCAUCCCAUCUCUGCUGCGACCUGUUGCUCACAAGUAUUAUCUGAUAAGGACACAGAUGACAUGGCCAGAUGCACAAAACUACUGCAGGGAAACAUAUGAUGACUUGGCUACGAUUGAAAAUGAACUCGACUGGAUACGUCUAAAGGCAGAAGUGAUAAGGGAAGGUCUGACAGAUGUUGCCUGGAUCGGCUUGUACAAUGAUAUCGACAGUUGGCGCUGGUCCUCUAAUGACCUCCCACUGAAAACUACAUUUCAUCAGUGGAACACUGGUGGGGGACAGCCUGAUAAUAGUGGUGGGCAUCAAUCAUGUUGUGCAACGGGCCCAUAUGGACAUUGGUGGGAUGAUCCCUGCACUGAUCUGUUUCCCUUUAUAUGCUACAAUGCUGAUAGCACAAAUGCUGCCAGAUAUAUCGGUGUCGAUUCUCGAUUAAGCUGGCAUGCAGCUCAGGCUUACUGCCGAGAGUUUCAUACAGAUUUGGCUCUUAUAACCAGUACAACAGAAAACAGCGAAAUGCAGAAAAUAGCAUAUGCCUGA